UACAUCCUUGUGAAUCAAAAUGAAAAAAUCUGAAGCAGUUUGCAUUUAAAGAAAACAAAAAUAACAAAAAACAACAAAAAAAAUAUUUUUAAUAAAUUUUCAAAAUGGUAUUGAAUAAGAAAAUAUAAGAAUUGUUCUAAAGGAAUUUCUCAUCUUUAAACAUUGUUAAAAAAGGCCUCCAGAAAUCAAAAAUCAAAAAGAAAAGAAAAACACAAAGGCAAACAAAAUUAUAGACAUGAAAUCCUCAUCAAGUGAAGUUGGAGAACUAAGUGAUCUAGAGUUUUUUAUACAUUCGAAUACAUCGACGGCCAAUCAAACAGCUCUAACCCAAUGCCUUAUUCGCCAAUUUGAAGAGCUAUCACUUUAUGAAAAUGAUACUUAUUGUCCAACAAAUUUUGAUUCAGUAUUAUGCUGGCCUAGAACUCCUCGGGGAACGAUAGCAUCAUUACCGUGUAUGGAAGAAUUAGUGGGCUUGCGUUACGAUACAUCACAGAAUGCGACAAGGUAUUGUCAUAUUAAUGGAACAUGGAAUUCUAGAACAGAUUAUGAAGCCUGCGAUUACAUUAGUUUGAAUACGCCUCCAGAAUCUGAAUUUGGAAUAGCGGAAUUAACAAGUAUCACAUAUUCAAUAGGCUAUUCUUUAAGUCUUAUAUCACUAUCAUUGGCGUUAAUAGUUUUUACCUAUUUUAAAGAGCUAAGAUGUUUACGUAACACGAUACAUGCGAAUUUAUUUUUUACACAUAUUAUGUCCGCUUUAAUGUGGAUUUUAACGCUUUCUGUACAUAUUUCGGUGCAAAUUGGUGUAGCAGGUUGUAUAGUGUUAGUAUUCUUAUUAAAUUUUUUUACGGUAACAAACUUUUUCUGGAUGAUGGUUGAAGGACUCUACUUAUACAUUUUAGUUGUAAAGACAUUUUCUGGUGAUAACAUUCGCUUUAACAUUUAUGCUCUAAUAGGUUGGGCUGCUCCUGCCAUCAUUGUGAUUUCAUGGGCUAUUCCUAGAUCCAUUGUAUCAUCGAGUGAGGAAUCUAACGACUUGGCUCAUUUAAAAUUAGCAAUUGAAUGUCCAUGGAUGAAAGAGUCUGAAAUUGAUUGGAUAUUUAAGGGUCCUAUUAUAGCUGCACUAAUUUUAAAUUUAUUAUUCUUAUUAAGAAUUAUGUGGGUUCUUAUAACAAAACUUCGUUCAGCAAAUACCAUAGAAACAAGACAGUAUCGUAAAGCUGCUAAAGCUUUACUAGUAUUGAUACCACUUUUUGGAAUUACUUAUUUAGUUGUUUUAUGGGGACCAGAUCAAGGUGUUAUAGGAAGUAUUUUUCAAAUCGUAAGAGCAUUAUUGAUAAGUACACAGGGAUUUUCAGUAUCUUUACUUUACUGUUUUUUAAAUUCUGAAGUGAGAAGUGCACUACGUCAUCAGUUGAAUCGAUGGCAAGAACAAAGAGAUAUACGUAUUGGACAAAUGCGUCAAAGUAGAAGGUACACAACAAAAAAUUUGAUAAAAAUGAAUGAUGGUAACUCACCUGCAACGAAAAUUGAGUGUACCAGACCAUUGACAUCAAAAUAUGAUAAGAGAGAAUCAUGUGCAUCAGUGACUACAACAACAUUAAUUGGUACAUCAACAAUUCAUCAACGAGGAUCCAAUGGAGCGCUUCAAAAUAUUUCUAUAUCAAGAGCUGUCAGUCCCAGUAAUCCAAAACAGGAGACACAAAGGAUUCAAUUUAAAGUUUAAAGAAAUAACUUUAGCCUUGGGAGGAUAACAAAAUACGUUGAGGUUUUUUUUUUAUAUACCAACAUAGAAAAAUUCGAAAUUGAUUAUUCAAUUGUGUAAACUAUCGUAUAUAUAGAUUUUUAAAAUAGUUUUAUUCUUAUUUAAUUUAAUAAAAUAUUUUGUACAUAUGCACACAAAUUCAAUAAAAUUGCAAAAAAAAAAAAUUCAA
Molecule: messenger RNA, 1931 nt
Organism: Condylostylus longicornis
Lineage: Eukaryota; Metazoa; Arthropoda; Insecta; Diptera; Dolichopodidae
Product: diuretic hormone receptor-like
Exons: 13
Coding region: 236-1723 (495 amino acids)
Biological process (GO): cell surface receptor signaling pathway; adenylate cyclase-modulating G protein-coupled receptor signaling pathway
Cellular component (GO): plasma membrane
Molecular function (GO): peptide hormone binding; G protein-coupled peptide receptor activity; diuretic hormone receptor activity
Source: RefSeq, a predicted model, not a curated record